GGGGAGCCCGCGGGGGCGCGGAAGAGACACAGUCGCUGAUGCUGGGCGAGAGGAGGCUGAGCAUCGCUGCCCCUCCAUGUGCUGACGGACCAGCUGCAGGAGAAGGACAACUCAAUGGAGUACAAUCACAUCCACGUCCACAACGGCUCCCUCCUGGCUCACCACAAGUAUGGCUGUGGCUUGGGAUACGUACCUGUCAUAUACUACAGCUUGCUGCUCUGCCUCGGGCUACCAGCAAACAUCCUGACAGUCAUUAUCCUAUCGCAGCUGGUGGUUCGCAGGCAGAAGUCCUCAUACAACUAUCUUUUAGCACUAGCUGCUGCUGACAUACUGGUACUUUUUUUCAUCGUCUUUGUUGACUUUUUGCUGGAGGACUUCAUCUUGAAUAAGCAUAUGCCUCAGAUACUUGACAAAAUAAUUGAGGUAUUGGAAUUUUCUUCCAUACAUACGUCCAUUUGGAUUACGGUGCCAUUAACAAUUGAUAGGUACAUAGCAGUAUGUCAUCCGCUUAAAUAUCACACAGUCUCCUACCCAGCUCGUACUCGAAAAGUCAUUGUGUGUGUUUAUAUCACCUGCUUUUUGACCAGCAUCCCCUAUUACUGGUGGCCCAAUAUUUGGAUUGAAGACUACAUAAGCACAUCUAUACAUCAUGUCCUUAUCUGGAUCCACUGUUUUACCGUUUAUUUGGUACCGUGUUCCAUUUUCUUCAUUCUGAAUUCAAUCAUUGUGUACAAGCUCAGACGAAAAUGCAAUUUCCGACUGAGAGGAUAUUCCACAGGGAAAACGACAGCCAUUUUGUUUACUAUAACUUCUAUUUUUGCCAUACUGUGGGCACCAAGAAUAAUCAUGAUACUGUAUCACCUAUAUGUAUCACCUUUAAACAACACUUGGUUGGUACAUAUUGUGUCGGAUAUUGCCAAUAUGCUGGCACUGUUGAACACUGCAAUUAAUUUCUUCCUCUACUGUUUCAUUAGCAAGAGAUUUCGCACAAUGGCAGCUGCGACACUAAAGGCUUUCUUUAGGUGUCAGAAACAACCAGUUCAGUUCUAUACAAACCAUAACUUUUCAAUAACUAGCAGCCCUUGGAUUUCCCCUGCCAAUUCUCACUGCAUCAAAAUGCUUGUUUACCAGUAUGAUAAAAAUGGAAAACCUAUAAAAAUAUCACCAUGA
Mauremys reevesii (Reeves's turtle) is the source of this 1170-nucleotide messenger RNA. It is a transcript of the gene GPR139, whose product is annotated as G protein-coupled receptor 139. The coding region runs from base 115 to 1170 and encodes 351 amino acids. The transcript is spliced from 2 exons. The record is from RefSeq and is a predicted model, not a curated record. Gene Ontology annotation, molecular function: neuropeptide receptor activity. NCBI's taxonomy places the organism in Eukaryota, Metazoa, Chordata, Testudines, Geoemydidae. Gene Ontology annotation, cellular component: membrane. Gene Ontology annotation, biological process: G protein-coupled receptor signaling pathway.